AUGCCUCUUGAAACGUGCUCAGACGCCGGGUUUAGGGUUCGUCAAGAGUACAACCAGUGGAACCAAGGAUAUAUUAGGGACAAGCUACUAUCAUGUUGUCCCGCCCCGCCCUCAGGUGACACCCCAACCGAUGACGAAAGCGACGGCGUCGAGUCCCUGCUCUCUUCUCUGCGCGCCCUUGGGGCGAAUGACGGUUCUCCUAAGGUGAUCAAGGUAAACACGGACGAAAAUGCUCAAGUCGACCCUGUCACGCCUUUACCGCCGCACCCUGCAUAUGAAGCGAGCGCCCCCAUCCCUCAGAAUAUAUUCAAGGGCGACGACGCGGACGAGAUGCCCUUUAUCCCUUAUGCCGACGAGCCUUCGUUCAACUGGAUUCAACACGUUGAUCAAUAUGAAUCAUUUGCAUGGCAAAAUGAUCCCCCGGACCCCGAUGACCAGGCCAUUAUCAUGGAAGCCGCCCAUCGUCUCAACCGCAUUCACGGGGUUCCCUUUGACGUCAUUGAUGCGACGGGCGUGUUACCAGAGGCCUUAUUGUCUACCUCUGAAAGAACAGGUCUUAUUUCCCGGUGUUUGAGGCGUGACUUUGUAGAUUGGCCCGGAAACAGCAUCACCGACUGGAGUGUCUUUGCCACACUUUUUGUGCCUGAUGAGGAAGACACAAGGGCCCGUGUCAAGAGCGCCGUUGGUAUCUUUUGCCCAAAUCUUAACUGUGUACAACCGCUCUGCACCGUUCACUUAACCCAGAAAUCUUUGCCUCCACCUCGGAAACCAACUAUGGCUGUCAAAGAAAUACUCACUACAAUCAGCGAGGCGUGCAGCCUCGAGUGCUUCAUGCAGGAACCAUACGCAGAUUUGGAUAGCAGGCCGGAUUGGGAUGAUCAUGAGGUCGACGAUCUUCGCCUUUCUCUCGAGAUUCUUCCUGACAAUACCCCUUGUGACCUGGCUCUCUUGUGCUUCAAACCUUGCAAAGAGGUCUUUCUCUGGUGGCGCUUUCUUUAUCCGAAGAAGGUCAAGAAUGAUUCUACCAACGCCUCGCACAAAGCCCUGUUUUACGCAGAUGGAGACGCAAGUCAGUUCACUCCGAAUGAACCGUGUAAUCACAGUGGCUCGUGCACAGCGGAAACUGACUGCGCUUGCUAUCGCAAUAGUGCACAUUGCCAGAGAAACUGUAGAUGCUCAUCGAAUUGCAAGCGGCGUUGGCGAGGUUGUAGAUGCACUAAGCUACAGUGCAUGACUGAAAAAUGUACCUGUCGGGCUGAGUCUCGAGAGUGCGAUCCAGAGCUCUGUCUGCGGUGUGGGUGCAAGGAAGCGGGCGAAGGAAACUGCCGUAACUCGCAGAUCCAGCACGGACUGUGCAAGGAAAUCGAUGUCAAGGAAAGUCAAUGGGGACUAGGCGCGUUCCUCCGAGAGCCCGCUAAAACUGGAGACCUUUUAUGUGAGUAUGUCGGCGAACUCAUCUAUGAGCCGACGUUUGAAUCUCGAGGGCAUGUAUCUUCGCCCUUUGUCCUGCUGAUACGCGACCUUGCCAACUACCGCGGACGGAGUUACGUGUAUGGGCUCAACAGCUCGAUGUCAAUCGAUAGCUCGUUUGCGGGGAAUGUUUCACGCUAUAUCAAUCACGUCGAGGGCGUCGACCCUUCAGGAGCUGUACGACGUGCAAACUGCAAAGCCUUUGUUCGUCUUGUUAACGGAGAUCACCGCAUCGGCAUCUUUGCUUUAGGGGACAUUGAAGCGGGAAUAGAGCUUCUGCUGGACUAUGGCAGUGAAUUCUUCACGGACAAGAAACCUGACAAUUCCUAA
Molecule: messenger RNA, 1800 nt
Organism: Coniophora puteana RWD-64-598 SS2
Lineage: Eukaryota; Fungi; Basidiomycota; Agaricomycetes; Boletales; Coniophoraceae
Product: SET domain-containing protein
Exons: 16
Coding region: 1-1800 (599 amino acids)
Biological process (GO): chromatin remodeling
Molecular function (GO): histone methyltransferase activity; protein binding
Source: RefSeq, a predicted model, not a curated record